CUUCUGAAAUUACAUUCUUAGAACCUAAACUAAAGUGCCCUCGUUCGUUUACGUGCUGCGGUGUGCGUCUCAUCAUCAGGUAGACUGAUGCAACUUCCAUAUCCCUCUGAGACACGAAAAAAACAAGUUUGGGAUUUUUUUCACAUAACAUAAGUGUCGGAGGUGAAAAAAAAGUGAACAAAUAUUUGUAUAUAUUUUAUUGUAAGUGCAAAAUUGGCCUCUUUAGUGGUCAUUAUGACGUAAAUAUGGCAAAAUUAAUAUUUCAGUCAAUGGGUAGUGCAGAUGAAAAACAACUACAGAGGAUAUUUCUUGAUAAACUCGUAUUUAGGUCUUAUUUAGUGUCAACAAAAAUUAUUACACAAUCCUGACACCCGAGUCAAACAAUUGGUUUGGGUAAAUAAAGUGAUGAUUUGAUUGACUGCUCUCUGUGGUGAUUCAUCUGCUUUCUAAAAAAAGAAACAUGUCCCCUGCACCAGCAUCUGUUCUGCGGGACACCCCUCCGGACGGGGGCUGGGGCUGGGCUGUGGUGUUUGGGGCCUUCAUCUCUAUCGGCUUCUCGUAUGCCUUCCCCAAAGCCCUCACGGUCUUCUUCAAAGACAUCCAGCUGAUCUUCGGUGCCUCCUACAGCCAGAUUGCAUGGAUUUCUUCCAUCAUGCUUGCAGCAAUGUAUGCCGGUGGACCUAUCAGCAGUAUUCUGGUCAAUCGCUAUGGAAGCCGGCCUGUGGUCAUAGCUGGUGGAGUGAUGUGUGGCGUUGGUAUGGUUUCUGCUUCUUUUGGCAAUACCAUUACGCAUUUGUACAUAUGCGUAGGAGUCAUUGGAGGAUUUGGUCUCUCUUUUAACCUCCAGCCAUCCGUCACCAUCAUUGGGAAGUACUUCCAAGUCAAGAGGCCGUUAGCCAAUGGGCUGGCCAUGGCAGGAAGUCCAGUCUUCCUCUGUACCUUAGCACCUAUCAACCAGUUCCUGUUUAACCAAUUUGGCUGGAGGGGCAGUUUCUUCAUCCUGGGAGCUCUGCUGCUCAACUGCUGUGUUGCCGGCUCUCUCAUGAGGCCCAUUGGUCCAAAGCCAACUGGAGACCAACUCACGCAGACAAACGGAACCCCAAAGAAACCUACCACUGACCGGUCUGAGGCCCAGGUGAAUGGACACAACACACAGUUGGAGAAAGGCUGUUUGGACAACUUCAACAAGUUUCUGGACCUCUCGCUCUUCAAACACAGGGGCUUUCUGAUCUACAUCGUAGGGAACGCGGUGAUGUUCUUUGGUUUCUUCGCCCCUGUAGUGUUCCUGGCCCCUUACGCCUUGAGCCAUGGCUUCGACGAGUAUUCCUCCGCCUUCCUCUUGUCCAUCAUGGGCUUCGUAGACAUGUUUGCCAGGCCGUUGACAGGGCUGAUGGCUAACACUAAAUGGAUCAGGCCCAGGAUACAGUACUUCUUCAGCUUUGCCAUCAUCUAUAAUGGUUUAUGCCACCUGCUGUGUCCCUUGGCCAGUGGGUACGGGGGGCUGGCGGCCUACUCAGUGUUCUUUGGCAUAGCAUUUGGAAUGGUGUGUGCCCUGCUGUUUGAGACGCUCAUGGACCUGGUGGGGCCUCAGCGGUUCUCCAGUGCAGUGGGACUGGCCACCAUCAUAGAGUGCUGCCCCGUGCUCCUGGGACCACCUAUUGGAGGAGCCUUGGUGGACACCUUUGGUGACUACACAUACCUGUACCUCAUGUGUGGAGCGGUGAUGGUGUUCGCAGGACUCUUCCUCUUUGUUAUGAACGUCUACAACUACAGGAUGCUGGAGCGGGAGAGGCGGCAGGAGGAGGGACAGGUAGAGGAGGGCUGUGAGAGCCAGGACCAGGAGCAGGGGCUGGGGCUGAGGGAGAGGGGAGAGCCCUCCUCAGAGGAGCAAGGAGAGGCAGGGAAGGAGGCUAAGAAGCAACAAAUCCCCUAGGGAGACGAAUCAGAAACGGAAGAGACUAAAUUAAGCCAUGCAUGAUAACACUGUUUACAAGUACACUCUCAUAUAUUGAUGCCAGUAUAUCAGUAUAUAGGCCUACCCAAUACUGUAUAUAGCCCACCCCCACACACAUACACACAAACAUACACACACUACUACUAACCUUGGAGGUGGACACUCCUGAAGUUUUUACUCUUAUGUUGUUUUUCCCCAUGUAGCAGUUUCCCCCACAUGCUGACAAAGGCUGUUUGGAAAGAAGUACUUCUGACUGUAUGAGAUCAAAUAGCAGUGUAAUCCUUUCUGGGCCUUUAUUUAUUUAUUUGAGCUGCCAGGUGUGCCACUUCCCGCUAGUAUCGCAGUCCCAGCUAGUAUCAAUUUUUUUGGGUGCUCAGUAAAUUCUCCUGGCCCUAGGUAUACCGUAUAAGUUAAAACCACCAAAAAAUUAUAUUUACAUUUAUAUUGAGUGUUAUUCUGUGAAUUUUGACAGUUAAAUUCAUACGUUAUAUCAAUCAUGAAACUGAACACACGUUUGCAGUUGAGAUGUGUGUCACGUACAUGCUGAGGUUGUAAUAUUUCAGCCUUGAGGUAGUCAUGAACAUUUUACUCUUCCACCUGUAUUGAUGUUCCAAUGAGUGGAUGAAGAAUGCCACAUGUUUUUACAUGCACUGUUACAGACAUAAUGAUGUCAUUUUAUAUUCUUGUUCAGGAUCCAUUUAUAUUUGAAUAUGACCAAAAUAUAUGUCUGCUUUUACAUUUUCACAUAUAGAUCAUAGAAUGAAUGCACAAACAGUUUCAGCUGUUAUGAAGUCUAUGAUGACAACCAUCUAAUUCAUGUCUAGAAAGGUUGUAACUUUGCAAUAGUGUUUUUUGAAAGAUGCGUUUAUUGUUUUAAGAUACUGAUGGGAACUCACUUUUUUAAAUGCUCUAUUUGAAGAACUCUAU
Salvelinus sp. IW2-2015 is the source of this 2881-nucleotide messenger RNA. RefSeq names its product monocarboxylate transporter 2-like. The record is from RefSeq and is a predicted model, not a curated record. Gene Ontology annotation, molecular function: monocarboxylic acid transmembrane transporter activity. Gene Ontology annotation, cellular component: plasma membrane. Gene Ontology annotation, biological process: transmembrane transport; monocarboxylic acid transport. Lineage: Eukaryota; Metazoa; Chordata; Actinopteri; Salmoniformes; Salmonidae.